Molecule: messenger RNA, 7032 nt
Organism: Aedes aegypti (yellow fever mosquito)
Lineage: Eukaryota; Metazoa; Arthropoda; Insecta; Diptera; Culicidae
Gene: if
Product: integrin alpha-PS2
Exons: 12
Coding region: 656-5566 (1636 amino acids)
Biological process (GO): cell-cell adhesion; integrin-mediated signaling pathway; cell-matrix adhesion
Cellular component (GO): integrin complex; external side of plasma membrane
Molecular function (GO): integrin binding
Source: RefSeq, a predicted model, not a curated record
CCGAUGAACGGUAGAGUGUAGCUGACGGGGGGGACGUCGAUUUUCCGUUACACUUGGCGGACGCGUCGCGACGCAUCACGCACGGUUUGGCACGGUGCGAACACAUGUGUGCCGUCGUACACAGAUAGAGAGUGAAGGAUGCUGGGGCAGUAUCGUCCCACGUGCGUUUCGCCAUUCGUUACCACAGUGACUAAUCCGCCGACGCACGAAAGUCGUCGUCGUUUGGCUGUCUCGGGCGUAGAUCCGAGUUGGCUCUGCUCUGAUGGUGAUCUGUUUUCGGUGCUUGGGGUGUUUAUUUCGAAACGUCGCAACUGGUGAGCGGAAGUGCAAGAAAAGUGAUGAGUGAAGCGAACCAGCCGCCCAGUUCGGCCCUGAAGUGAAUCGUGAAAUGGAAGUGUAGGGUGGCGCCCAAUCAAGAGUUCAAAAGUUCAAAAAUCUCGCUGAUCUUGACGCGGCGCGACGCGUCAAUAUUUGUUAGUGAAGCCGGUGCGCGAAGACGAAGACGAAGAUUUGCGCGAGGCGAGAUCAUCCAAGCAGUCGGUGUAUUGUUCGAUCGCGCCUCAACUCAGAAUAUCACAUAAAAAUCGGAAUCGCGCAGCUGACUGGGGACGUGAGUGAGCGAGAGAACGUGAGCAGGAGAGUGAGGCGGACAAAAAUGGCAACGAUAAAUGACCCUGGACCCGUUGCCAGUGGCGGCAGCAGAAUCAGCAUCAGCGGUGGAAGUGAUGACGGUAGUAGUGGUAUUAGUAGUAGCAAUCGAAGCGAAGGCGGUAGUAGAUUCAGCCGAUUCAAUGCCAAAUGGCACCUGUUCCUGUCGGGAGCUCUAUUGUUCCUGAUUGGGUGGAUUUCGGUGCCGCCGGUGCAGGGAUUCAACGUGGACACCGUGAACUACGUCCUGCACGAAGGAGCUCCCAAUUCGAUGUUCGGGUUCAGCGUGGUUUUGCACCAGGAACAGCAGCGAAGCUGGGUCAUAGUAGGCGCACCCACGGCCGAUACUUCAACCUACCAGGAGAACGUCAUCAACGGAGGCGCUGUCUUCCGGUGUGACAUCGCCGAUGACAACCGCUGCAAUCUGAUCCCGUUCGAUACCAAAGGCAACACGUUCAACGACAAACGCGAGCAGGUUGACACCAAAUCGAACCAAUGGUUCGGCGCAACAGUGGCCAGUGCCGGCGUGGAUGGACCUCUGGUGGCCUGUGCCCCGCGGUAUGUGUUCCAUCAGCUGCAGCCCCGGAAGGUGGAGCGGGUCGAGCCGGUGGGGACGUGUUACAUCGCCCGGAACAAUAUGCAGCAGUUUGACGAAUAUUCGCCUUGCCGGACAAUGUACUGGGGUUAUCACCGGCAAGGAUCAUGUCAAGCGGGUUUCAGUGCCUCCCUGACUAAGACUGGCGAUCGAGUGUUUGUGGGUGCCCCCGGAAGCUACUACUGGCAAGGACAAGUGUAUUCCAUUAAUACCGAAGCUGCGUUCCCCUAUAAACCCCCGCGAUAUGGUCAGUUUGGCGAAGGAGGUCAGAUCUAUUCGUUCAGUUUGAACAACCCGCGGGACAAGGUUUACUCGACCGGGGAAAGCACUUCGUCGGAGGACGACUCCUACUUGGGGUAUUCGUCGGCCACUGGGGACUUCAACGGCGACGGAACGAUGGGCGUAGCGGUGGGAAUGCCCCGCGGCGGUGGACUGCUCGGCAAGGUGCUGAUCUUCUCGUGGAACAUGACUAACCAGCAGAACAUCACCGGCGAACAGAUCGGGGCGUACUUCGGGUACGCGAUCGCAGUGGUUGACGUGGAUGGGGACAAGCUGGACGAUCUGAUCGUGGGAGCUCCGAUGUACACGGAGCCGAACAACGAGGGCAAGUACGAGACGGGACGGGUAUACAUCAUCUACCAGGACAAGAUCAACAAGUUCCAGGAGGUGGAGACCCGGGACGGGGUGAACUCCAAGGCAAGGUUCGGGCUGUCGGUGUGCUCGUUGGGCGAUAUCAAUUUGGAUGGGUAUGGAGACUUCGCGGUCGGUGCGCCGUACGAUGGGCCGCACGGCAGGGGAGCUGUCUACGUUUAUCACGGUUCGUCGAAUGGUCCGCUGGCGAAGCCGUCGCAGGUGAUCAUGGCGGAGGACAUCUCCGGGGCGUCGCGGAUAUCCACGUUUGGGUUCUCGGUAGCUGGCGGAAUCGAUCUGGACGGAAAUCAGUACCCGGAUAUGGUCGUUGGGGCGUACGAUUCGGACAAGGCCUUGGUGUUCAAGUCUCGGCCGGUGGCCGUGAUGGAAGCGAGUACGUUGUUUGAGACGGAGAACAAGUUGAUCUCGCUGGAGGAUCGCAACUGUACGCUGCGCGAUCGCAAGCAGGUUCCGUGCACGGUUGUGAAUUCGUGUAUGAAGUAUAAUGGGAUCAAUGUUCCUCCUACCUUGGAUAUUGAAGUGUCCUGGGUGCUGGACUCGAAGAAGUCUCGCAAUCCUCGGAUGUUCUUCUUGAACGAAGAAGGUAGGAAUAUCCGGAACCAGUCGAUCAGGCUGUACCGCGGAAAGCUGGAAUGUAAGAGCGAGCGAGUUUACAUUGCGGAGAAUAUCCGGGACAAGAUCACUCCGCUUGAGGUAGAAAUGAAGUACAACCUUCGACAGAGCAGCUACAGUCAGCAGAGACGACGACGAGCUACCGUUGAGCCGGUUCUGGAUCAGAACAAGGGAACAGUUCAGAAGGAUUCGAUCAACAUCCAGAAGAACUGCGGUCCGGACAAUGUCUGCAUACCGGAUCUUCGCCUGCAAGUCAACAUGGUCGACGAGUACCUGCUGGGAUCUGGUAAGCAUCUUGGUAUUGACGUCCUCAUCUCGAAUUUCGGCGAAGACGCCUUUGAAGCUGGUUUUUAUAUGAGCAUCCCUUCGGAACUGAACUUCCGACGCGUUGAGAAGGUGGGUGAAAUCAAAGAUACGCCGAUCCUUUGUACGACUCCUCCCGGAGCCACCAACGGAACUCUGAAGUGCGACAUCGGCAAUCCUCUGUCCAGCGGAAAGGUCGUCAACUUCAAAGUACUGCUCUCACCAUCGAUCAAGGUCGGCAUGGCCCCGAGCUACGAUUUCUACAUGGAGGCCAACUCCACGAACCCCGAGAUCGACGGAUCGCACGCUGACAACAUUUUUGAGAAGAGCGUCGGCAUUACCAUCAAGACGGACCUGUCGAUCUCCGGAGUCUCGCUCCCGGAAGAGUUUAUCUACAACUACACCGAGUACAGAACGAUCGAGGAGGCUGAGACCGAGCACCAUCUGGGUCCGCACGUGGUUCACAUCUACGAAAUCCGUAACGAAGGCCCCUCGACCAUCGACGAGGCUGAGUUCUACGUCCUGUGGCCGUACGAAUCGAACGAGGGUGAAGCGUUGAUGUACCUUUUGGUACCGCCGGAAACCAGCGGCAACAUCAAGUGUCAACCGAGCAGUUAUAUCAACCCGCGGGACUUGGCCAUUGAGAAUCCUCGAAGGAGCUACCUGGAGAAGGUCGGAGCGUCCGCUAGUCAUCACGAGUCGGCAUCGAGGACGGAAUAUCGCGCUUCUGGGGCGUCGAGCGGAGGAGCUGUUUCCGGGGUGCAUCGCCAAACUACGUAUACAAGUUCAAAUUCUGGGUCGGGUACGGGAGUUGGAGCUGGUUCAGGAUACCGGACGAGUUCGAGUUCAAGUUCAAGUUCAAGUUCUAGUUCAAGCACUGGCUCAUCAAUUUCCUCGCGAGGUGGAGCAGCGGCAGCUGCAGGCGGACACCGAGAAGUGGUCCUAACCGACACAGAGCGACGCCAGCUGGAUGAGGAAGAGAACCAGGAAUCGACGGGAGAUGCCUCGUACGUCCACCGUCAGCGAGCGGAAAGCGCCUCGGCUCAAGCUCAUUCGCAGUAUGCCGCCGGAGGAGCCGAAUCAGCCGCCACUGGACAACGUUACGGAAGUCGUGGAAGCAGUGGAGGAUCCUCACGGGAGUAUUCCUACUCGAGCAGUUGGAAUUCGUCCAGCGUUGAUGGAGGACCAGCCGUGACCUACAGCGCCAGUCGCAAUCGGACGGUGUACCGCGGACAGGACGGACGUGUCCACGUUUCCGAGACUAGCACCGAGCAUUACGGGAAAUCGGUGGCGGCGUUCGCAGGGGUUGGAGCAGGAGCAGCCGUCGAUGGACAAGUUCUGCACAAGGAGGACUUCAGCGAUCUCUACCGACAGGAGGAGGCCAGUAGGAGUUCGUCUGCCGCUUCGGGAAGUGGCUCUUCGUACCGAACCGGAUCUGGAGGAUACCGGCAAAACGCAAACAUUGACGCAGCACGAUCUGGUUCAUCGUCUUCGCAUGUCAGCGGUUCAUCUUCGCAUGCCAGCGGAUCUUCUUCCGGUUACGGCAGUGGCAUCUACAAGAGCGAAUCGGGUCGCACCGAAGACGUGAGUCAGGACAUUUCCAGCCUGAGCUCACGAACGCACGCUGCAACCCACGGAGCAAGUGAGUCCAGCGUUGCGGGAGCUUCCACAAGCGGUAGACGCCGCAUGCACAGCCAACAGGACGGCGAACCUGCUCGGCCCGAUCUGGUAACCGGCAUUUCAACGAUCGAACGCAUUGCCCAAGGUCGAGGAGGUUACCAGACAGCCACUCUGGACCUUGGAACGCUCAACCGCCAGAACGUCGACGAAGAAGUUCGAAGGACCAGCGGUGGAAGGAUAUCCGGAUCCGCAGGAUCUGGCUACGAGUCGCACAGCAGUUCCGGACACUACGGACACGAACAGGGAGGUUCUUCUGCGUCAACUACCGCAACCGGAGGUUCAUCCUCAUCUUCUUCGUCGAGUCGAACGUACUCAAGUUCUUCGCAUAGCUCUUCCGGGUCGAGCCACCACAGUCAACAGAGUGGAGGAAGUCAGCACGGCCAAGCCUACACGCACAACCAGCAGAGCGCAGCCUACGGAGAAGACGGAGACGACUACGUGGACGAGUACGACGAAUACUACGAACAUAACACGCAGAAAAACUACGAUUCUAACUACCGCCUUCACACCAGUGGCCACCUGAACCAGGGUCACGACAGCGUGGACCAGAAGUUCAAGCACUACCAGCACUUCGACCGUCGCCAGCGGCGGCAAGUCAUCGACGGAGACGACGAGAACGAUCGAGCCCUCAACGAAGCGCUCCAAUGUCGGGCCACACGCUGUGCCAUCAUCCGGUGUAUGGCCGGCCCGAUCGGGGACAAAGACGUGGCCUUCAUAGCGUUGCGAUCGCGAGUGGUAGCCCACACACUGCACAAGAUCUCCUCCGGAACGGCGAUCAACUUCUCCACGAUGACGGUGGCCCGGGUUACGAGGUUGCCCUACAUCGGCCGACCGAAGGAGAUGCCCCUGAAGACGCACGAGAUUUCGGUGAUGGCCACGCCGGAACCGACGCCCAAGCCGGACGUCGUGCCGCUGUGGAUCGUGGUGCUGGCGGCCUGCGCCGGAACGGUGAUCCUGCUGCUGUUGAUCUACCUGCUGUCGAAGUGUGGUUUCUUCAACCGAAAUCGACCAUCCGACUCGCAGGAACGACAACCGCUGAAUCGCAACGGCAACUACCACGGUGAUGAGCACCUAUAAACCAUCGGAAGGAAAUAGAUUUCUUUUUUUCAAAUUUGGAAUGACAAAUACGAGAAAUCGUAGAACGACAGCAGCUAAUCAAACGCUUAAAUAUUUAACGCGACAGCUAGAGCAAAACCAGAGCGAUCAUACUGUAGAACAGUAGGCGCUGGUUUGCUCCGAUGCAACACAUGAGAUUAAGUGGGGGAGCAGUGUUGCCAGAGUAUUGUGCUGUCAUCUUUCGACGACGGUCGAACAAAAAGAGCUUCGAACUGUAGAAUUGAGAAUGCGAUAUCGAGAUCCGCUUCGGCGUGUAGGUAACUUUUCCUCCUUUUCUUAGAAAACUUCGACUAUUUGACAUCGAAGUCUGCCAUUAGAGGGAAGAGAACAGAGACAGUAUAGCGUGUUUAGUAGCAAUGUAGAUCAAAGGUAUUUAAUUAUCGUUUUGUUUUCGCUGCGAUCGGUGGGAAACAUUUAAUCGGGUUGCUGCGAUUUUGGUCCGGAAAUUUUAGCUGGCAGUGUUGCCAAAAACGACGAAUCUCUGACACGCGGCAGCCCACUUUCUUCGUAAGGUGUAAAACUAACUAGUCAAUUUGAUUGAUUUACUCUAUUUUUUUAACUCACCGUUUUGUAUUUGUCCCCGCUGACUAUAGAGUUUAGAGAAAGUAAUACGAUUAAUCUCAAUUUACAUAUAUUAGUAGUGCAAUCAGAAGCAAAAUGACAAACCAAGUUGGAUCCAAGUUGCAACCGCCAUUAAGAGCAAUAUUACUUACAUUUUAACGUGGAAUCGACUAUUUAAGGCGAACUAAUAUCUCAGCUUUUUGGAUGUUUGGCACGUUCGGUAAUGGCGAUCCUUGAAUGGUUUGUCAUGGACUGCUUGGAUCGCCAUUACCGAGCGCGCGCACAGUAGGCCCCGUUUCGAAUUCUAGGUUAGGUUGUGACCUUGGCGCAGGGCGAACCACCCUUCGCCACGGUAGUUAUUUAUUGUGUAGAAUUAUAAUAACCGUUAGGAGAAGCAGAAUAUAUGUAUCUUUUUCCAUAAGUGACAGCAAGUGCCUAAAACUGUUUGUGAACUUUUUAACGUGAUCGGAAAGGGAAACAUUUUAUGAGGUUGGAUGAAUUUCGGUGCCAUGGCCAGAGUGAAGUAGUUGAAACUGUUGAUGUUUCGUUGAGUUUGAAGGGGUCAUUUUCUGGCUGGAACUACGACAAGAUUUGUACAGUAAGCUCCGAAACUGUAAAUUAUUUACUUAAACAUAGGGGAAACCAUAUUUUUAGAGCAAUGUAUUUUUAACGAGCCAUUUUUCUUUCCGCGAGUUUAGAUUUUAGUUUUUUUUCUUUAUCGCCUAUGAAUCUCUCCUUCCUUUGCCCUAUCUCCAGCGUAACCCCGUAAUGAUCUUCGUCGUUGAAUGUGUAAAUAUUAAUUAUUUCUUUGUGAAAGCGAAAAAACUCGAAUGAAUGAACGAAAAUAAAUCAAAAUAACACCCGUA